AUUUAAUGUUACUAUUUUUUUCUAACACAUGGAAGAUCAUAUGUUAAAAGCUAAGGAUUUUAUAAAUUUUGUUAAUUCAAGUCCUUCCCCUUGGCAUACUGUUGAUUCGACGAUUAAAAAGCUAGUAAAAUGUGGUUUUGAAGAAAUUAAGAAUAAUGAAAUAUGGAAUUUAAAAAGACUUGGAAAAUAUUAUAUAACCAAAAAUAGAUCCACAAUAAUUGCCUUUACUAUAGGCAAUAAAUAUAAAUCUGGAAAUGGAUUCAGCAUUAUAGCAGCUCAUACAGAUAGUCCAUCUUUAAGACUGAAACCUGUUGCUAAAAAGUGUAAAUUAAAUUAUCAACAAUUAGGAGUUCAAUUAUAUGGAGGUGGUAUAUGGUACACAUGGUUUGAUAGGGAUCUAACAUUGGCUGGCAGGGUUAUAAUUAAAAUUAACAAUAACUUAGAACAUAGACUAUUUAAUGCAGAAAGACCUCUACUUAAAAUUCCGACAAUAGCUAUUCAUCUGCAUAAUGAAUAUUUUGAAAAAUUUGCAAUUAACAAAGAAACCCAUUUGACACCAAUUUUGGGAUUAAAGCCUAUAAAUAAUAUAAUUAAUAAGGACACCAAUAAUAAAGACAAAGAGGACAAUACAACAGAGACUGUUAAUAAGAAAUACUUUUCAGAUGGCCAUAAUCAAGAUUUGAUGAAAUUAAUAGCUAAUGACUUAAAACUACCAUCAAUUAAUAAUAUAGUAGAUAUGGAAUUAUGUUUGGCAGAUACUCAACCAGCAACUUUAGGAGGCAUCAAUAAUGAGUUCAUAUUUUCUCCCAGGCUCGAUAAUCUGUUGGGCUCUUUCACCGCUUUGGAAGGUUUUAUUGAAUCCUUAGAUCUGAAAUCAAUUUCUGAAGAAAAAAAUAUCCGGGUUUUAGCGCUUUACGAUAAUGAAGAAGUAGGCUCUCAAAGCACCCAAGGGGCUGCUUCGGCUUUCACGCAUUCAAUUCUGAAAAGGCUAGUUCAUUUCCAAUUUGAAAAUGAAUCAUCAAACUUGGACGCCUUCGAAACGGCUAUUGCCAACUCAUUUUUGGUCAGCUCAGAUCAAGCGCAUGCUAUUAAUCCCAAUUAUUGUGAAAAACACGAAGAAAACCAUCAAGUAAAACUGGAUAAAGGAUUCGUUAUUAAACAUAACGCCAAUCAAAAGUACGCCACCACAGCUAUCACUUCUGCUAUCUUAAAGGAGAUCGCACAAAAACAGGAUAUCCCUCUUCAAGAAUUUGUUAUAAGGAACGAUUCUAGUUGCGGUAGUACUAUAGGCCCAAUUCAAUCCGCCUUGCUGGGUAUACAAACGGUCGACGUAGGGGGCCCUCAACUUUCGAUGCAUAGCAUAAGGGAGACCUGCGCCGCCAUCAGCGUCUCUCACGGAAUACGACUGUUUAAGGCAUUUUAUGAAAAUUUUUCAAAAUUGGAUUUGUCAAAACUUGUUUGAACGAAAUGUCGAGAUAUUAAUCAAAUUAAUAAUAUUAAAUAUUAUUAAUAUCAACAUUAUGGAAUCUAGAAUUACAUGUUAUAUUCUUUUAUUUUAUGUUAUUUAUUGACGUUUAUCAAUGUAGUAUAAAAA
Gordionus sp. m RMFG-2023 is the source of this 1594-nucleotide messenger RNA. RefSeq names its product aspartyl aminopeptidase-like. The coding region runs from base 29 to 1462 and encodes 477 amino acids. Gene Ontology annotation, biological process: proteolysis. The record is from RefSeq and is a predicted model, not a curated record. NCBI's taxonomy places the organism in Eukaryota, Metazoa, Nematomorpha, Gordioida, Chordodea, Parachordodidae. The transcript has 11 exons. Gene Ontology annotation, molecular function: zinc ion binding; aminopeptidase activity.